UACGUUGUUUACAAAGAUUUUAUAAAUUAUUUUCAUCCUUUAUCCCUUAAAUUUAAACACAUUUUCCCUCGACUACGUCCCACUGUAUAUUCAAAGAGCCUUCAAAGAGCGCCUGCGUUACUUUUGUUUUGGACUAACUACUUUUUGGUGCCGCGCUUCAUUGUCCAGUUUAUCUUCUCCGCCAAAGGCGACUGGAUGAUACAUCCUCCUCUGCCAGGAUUCUAGUAGAAACCCUUUAACCACAUAAAAAAAACAACUGUCUUAGACAGCAGAAGAGGAGGAGGAGGGAAAGGAGGACUAACGACUGACCCUGAACCCUGAGUCUGCCGACACUGAACUUGCUCCACGGCACUAGGGCUUAUUGGUUCCACGAGUAGCCAGAAUGUCCAGCAUGGCACGCUUUCGGAAGGUGAGCAGCAGUCCCAGCGAGGAGCUCGAACCGGAGGCGAGUGCAUCGCUGCUGAAGUCAUCCCCGAAUAUACUGGAGAACUUUGCCUACGACGAGUUUCACAACCAUCAGCGGCUCAAGCGCAUGGCCACCGCACCCAACUCGGGCUCUGGCUCCUGCUCUGGCUCGUCCAGCUCCAACUCGUCUGCCUCGAAGAGACGGGAGCCCAAGUUCUGUGACACUCUGGAGCGGCAUGCCUUCAUGCGGAAUGUGAUCAACACGCGGCAGCAGCCGGAGAGUGUGCGUCGCUACUCCAGUCCCGGGGAGAAGGAGGCCCAGGUGCGGCGCAGCCUGGAGGAGAUCACCAAGGAUCUCAAGGAGAUCGAACAGUUUGUCAGCGCCACCGAGGAGCUGCUACAAAAGGAGAAGGAGCAGGAACAGAUCCUGCACUCCGUCUCCAACAAGGAGAACAAGUCGCCCAGCCCCAUCAAGAGGGUCACCUACAAGAUCAAUGCCUACAAGGCUCCGCCACGACGUCAUCGUCCUGGUAGCCCGAGGUUCUACCACUCCAGGCUGUACUUCAGAAAUGGCAGGAUCGGUUGUGUGGAGACUGCGGAGCAUCAGAACAAUGUGGGGGCCACGCAUGCUCUGGUCAAGCAUAUCCUAAGGCAUGAGAAGCCACUGGUUAGUCCUGACAGUGUGAGAAGAGUCCUCGAACCAGAGAGCUUCGAGAUGGUGCCUCUGCCAGGAGCAGCUGUUCCCCCAGAAGUAGUGCCCGAUCCCAUAGCCCUUCAAAGGGCAGAGGAGCUGGCUGCUGCCACGGGUCAGGUGGUUCUGCCCAAGGAGGAGGAUGAGGAGGAUCAAGAGCAGGCCGACUCCCAACCCAUUAUCGACGAGGACGAGCAGGAUGUGCAGAUCUGCUACAACGAAUCCCCGGAGCUCCAGAACGAAGAUCGCAACGAGCGGGCGCAAGGAACACCGUCCAUCAACGAGAGCGAAAUCGUGGCUGUCGAGGUGCGGGAAACGGAAGUGGAAAUGGACAUGAACCUGGAGCAUCGCAAGCCUAGCAGUGCCGGUAGCUUGGACUCCCAGGGCCAGCAGUUCCUGCGCGACCAGGUCCGCCACUUGGUACGUCGCUUCACGGCCCGGGCCAACAAGGUCAAGUCCCGGAUUGAGCUCCCACCGACUCCUUCGUCCAGCAGCACGGCCAGUUCCCCGUCACCGCCGCCAACUAAGAGCCUGCAUCCCUCGCCCGAGCACAAGGUGCGUCUAGUGCCGGCAGGUCAGUCGCCCCAUCACCGUGGCAGGCUUUUCGAGGCGGACACCACCAGGUCGAAUGCCUGGCUUUGCUCCAGUCUGUGUGGAGCGAACAACGAUGAGAGGACUUUGGAUCCGCAGGGCAAGAUUUACAUCUCCUGGCUGUGUGUGGUCUCGCUGUCCUUUCUCUACAAUGCCUGGGUCAUUCCGCUGCGCUCCUCCUUUCCCUUCCAGACCAAGGAGAACACCAAUAUCUGGCUGGCCUGUGACUUUUGUGCGGACAUUAUUUACCUUCUGGACGUGGUCUUCUUUAAGCAUCGGGUCAUGUAUCUCUUUGAGGGUUUUUGGGUUAAGAACAAGAACCUGACCAGGAAGAACUAUAUGCGGAAGUUGCAGUUUAAGCUGGAUCUCUUGGCUCUUCUUCCCCUGGAGUUGCUCUACCUUAAACUAGGAACCGGCGCCGUUUGGCUGCGUUUUCCACGUUUCUUCAAGAUCCAAAGCUUCUGGGAAGUGUUUCGCCUGCUGGAUAGGGUUAUAUCCUCACCACAUUUCGUUCGCGUGGCCAAGACCCUUACCUAUAUGCUUUACAUGAUCCACAUAACUGCCGCCCUUUACUACGCUUACAGUGAUUAUCAGGGUUUGGGCAAGAAUCGCUGGGUGUUCAGUGGCAAAGGACAUCCCUAUGUCCGGUGCUUUGCUUUCGCCACCAAGACGGCCACUUCCAUAGGAAAAAAUCCAAAGCCGGAGAGGCAGGGCGAAUAUGUCUUCAUGACGGUGGCCUGGCUGAUGGGCGUAUUCGUGUUCGCUCUCCUUAUUGGUCAGAUCCGGGACAUCAUAUCCACGGCCACCAGAAAUAAGCAUGAGUACAGGCAGCUAGAGGAUGAGACGCUGGAGUACAUGAGGCGGCUCAAUCUCUCGCAGGAGGUGCAGUCCAGGGUCAAGAUGUGGUUCCAGUUUACCUGGGAACAGCAGAGAACCUUGGAUGAAUCCAACAUCCUAGAUGCCUUGCCCAUUAAUCUCAAGACCGACAUAGCCAUUUCCGUGCAUAUCCAGACCCUGUCAAAGGUCCAACUCUUUGCUGACUGCGAGGAGGCCUUGCUCCGUGAUUUGGUCCUCAAACUCAGAGCUGUGACCUUUCUCCCGGGAGACUUUGUCUGCCGCAAGGGCGAGGUGGGCCGGGAGAUGUAUAUCGUAAAGCUGGGCCAGGUCCAGGUGAUGGGUGGACCCGGCAGCGACGUAGUUCUCGCCACCCUCACUGAGGGCUCCGUCUUUGGUGAGAUCAGUUUGCUGGGCAUCAAUGGAGCUGAUCGUCGGACAGCAGAUGUGCGCUCCAAGGGCUAUUCCAACCUGUUUGUCCUCUCCAAAUCGGACUUGAACGAGGUCAUUGCCUACUAUCCCACGGCGCAGGCUAUACUCAAGAAGCGAGCUCGCCAAUUGAUGAGGAAAAAUGCUGCCCGUGAGCGUGAGGAGGAGCGAGAGCGAGCACGUAGUGCCCUCCAGGCGGAUGUGGUCAUUGGCAACCCCAAGACACCCGAGACGCCGCCGAAAUUAUUACAAACAGUCAUCCAGGCCCUGCCCUUUGAGUCACCGGCCGUGGUGCUCAUUACCCGAGGAUCGAAGAGAAUGCGGCGCAAGCGUCAGUCCCUGCAGAUGGAGACCAUUGUGGAGCCCAAGAUGGAGGUACUGGGAGCCAGAGCAGAGGAGUCACAGGAGCAGAAGAAGCCGGGACGCUGUUCCCCCGACCUGCUCUCCUCCAUCCAGCAGGAGCUCAAGACCAAGCACAAGUUCAUUAAUCUGACGGACUCGGAGAAGGCGCUGAUCAGUCAGUCGGCCAACACUUCCCUAGAGGACAUGCAGGUGGUGGAUCUGUAGGAAUCCCAUUCCAUUUAAUUGUAUUUAAUUGUUGUAACAAAAACCCAUAUUCUGCGAUAUAUAAACAAUUUUUGGCUUAAGGUUU
Messenger RNA from Drosophila kikkawai, 3602 nucleotides. RefSeq names its product Cyclic nucleotide-gated ion channel subunit B (gene CngB). The record is from RefSeq and is a predicted model, not a curated record. Gene Ontology annotation, molecular function: cGMP binding; intracellularly cGMP-activated cation channel activity; intracellularly cAMP-activated cation channel activity. Gene Ontology annotation, biological process: monoatomic cation transmembrane transport. Lineage: Eukaryota; Metazoa; Arthropoda; Insecta; Diptera; Drosophilidae. Gene Ontology annotation, cellular component: intracellular cyclic nucleotide activated cation channel complex; plasma membrane.